AUGCUUGCUUCAAGGACCGCUACUCGGUUUAGGUGCUGGAGGGGUGCACGCCUGCCUCGCGCUCGUCAUCUUCAUGACCUUCACAAGCACCCCCAGAGCCGAUUUUUGCAGGUAUCAGAGGAAGUCCGUGAUGCCGUUGCAACGGGCAAGCCGGUCGUUGCUCUUGAGACGACAAUUUAUACUCACGGCUUCCCAUAUCCUGAGAACAUAGCUCUUGCUCAGCUGUUGGAAACAGUGGUCCGCGAUAACGGCGGAGUUCCUGCCACCAUAGGCAUUCUUGGAGGUGUCGCCCGGGUAGGAAUGACUGCGGAAGAAAUGGUUGAGCUGGCCUCGACAGCAGAGCAGAAAAGUGCUCUGAAAGUCUCCCGCAGGGACCUUGGGUACAUUUGUGGCCUGGGCCUGGCUGGGAAGAAAAUCCAUGGCGGUACAACUAUCUCGGGCACAAUGAUACUCUCGGAGCUUGCUGGUAUCAAGAUCUUUGGUACUGGAGGUCUAGGUGGUGUUCACCGAGGAGGCGAGAACUCUAUGGAUAUUUCUGCUGAUCUGACGGAGCUGGGUCGUACCCCCGUGACGGUCAUUAGUUCCGGAUGCAAGAGCUUCCUGGAUAUCCCCCGCACUCUCGAGUAUCUCGAGACCGAGGGUGUGUGCGUGGGUACUUUUGCUGAUGGCCGCGAGGGAUCAGUCGAUUUCCCUGCUUUCUUCACGCGGGAUAGCGGCAUCCGCAGCCCGCGGGUCAUCCAGGAUGAGGCUGAAGCCGCUGCGAUUGUUUAUGCGCAAUCAAAACUUCCGAUUCACUCUGGCAUCCACUUUGCCAACCCGGUGCCUCGGGAGCACUCUGUCCCCAAGCCGGAGAUGGACCGUAUCAUUGAAGAGGCCGUGCGUCUCGCCGAUGUAGAAGGCUACAAGGGCAGUGACAACACUCCCUUUGUUCUAGGGAAGAUUAAGGAACUCAGUGGCGGAAAGAGCGUGAUCGCCAAUCGCGCUUUGGUCGAGUCUAAUGUCAAGCGCGCAACGCGGGUGGCUGUGGAGCUGGCCAAGCUUGAGGAUCUCGACCGAGGAUCCGCAGCUCGACACAUGCCUGCUAUUCCGAGUAUUGUUCGAUCAGACACAGCCAAGGAUACUCCCAAGCCUAGCAACUCACCUCCCAAGCAAGAGGCAUCCCCUCAACUACCAGAAAAGGCGGAUGUACUCGUAGCUGGCUCGCUGGCAAUCGACUUAUCUUGUGACUAUACAACCUUCGGCUCGGAGCUCGCCCAGGUUGCGCCCGUGCCACACACCUCCAAUCCUGCAGUCAUCGGACAAAGCCUCGGAGGCGUGGGUCACAACGUCGCGGUUGCAGCCAGCUAUGUCGGCAGCGAUGUCCUAUUCUGCAGUGUGGUGGCAGAUGAUUUAAGCGGCCGAGCAGCCCUUGCAUCGCUUACAAAAGAAGGGCUCAACAACUCAGGCAUCCAAGUCCUUCCAGCGUCAUCAGGCACGCGGACAGCACAAUACGUAGCCAUCAACGAUGCCAAAAAGGACCUCCUCGUCGCCAUGGCCGACAUGGGCAUCGUCGAGCUCCCAGAGUACCAGCUCAGCUUUGACGGAUUCUGGGAACCUCUGAUCGAACGCACAAAGCCACGCUGGGUCGUUGUCGACGCAAACUGGCGGCCCGAGGUUAUCGCGAGAUGGACGGCUAUAGCUCGCAAACACGGAGCUCGCGUGGCAUUCGAACCUGUUUCGACUGCCAAAUCACGCCGCUUGUUUGGUCGUGAUGACAGCGGUGCACCCGCGGCUAUCGGCCCUGCGCAGACUGUGCCCAAUAAUGCCAUCAGUCUGGCUUGCCCCAAUAAACUCGAGCUGUCGACUAUGUACAUGGCAGCGCGCGAGGAAAUGCUCUUCGAAUCGUCCGGCUGGUGGUCUAUCAUCGAUGCUAUGGGCCUUUCACCUACUGGUUCACGCGAGCGCCUUGUAAUGGCGACCUCUGCCAAGCUGGUGGAUGAGGGUCUGCCACAGCAAUCUAUUCAGCUUCUCCCUUUCAUCCCCUGCAUCAUCACCAAGCUAGGUGCAGCCGGUGCUCUUCUAACCCAGCUCCUGCCACCUAAUGAUCCGCGACUGACGGAUCCUGAUUCUGCACCUUAUAUUCUGUCUCGCGCGUCAUCGGCUGAGGUAGCGUUUGGUGGUGUUUACAUGCGUCUCUUCCCGCCUGCUGCUACUUUGAAACCUGAGGAGGUUGUCAGUGUCAAUGGUGCCGGUGAUACCCUGCUAGGUGUCAUGGUUGCGGGCCUUGCAAAGUCCGCCUCGCCUGCGCGUGUCGAAGAUCUUCUUCCCCUAGCACAGGAAGCGAGUCGGAGGACUUUGAUGAGUGCUGGGGGUGUGAGCAAAGACCUAACAGGACUACAAGCUAAACUGGGCUCUAUCGCAUAG
This is a messenger RNA of Penicillium subrubescens, 2403 nucleotides long. Its product is annotated as pseudouridine-5'-phosphate glycosidase/carbohydrate kinase family protein. The record is from RefSeq and is a predicted model, not a curated record. The transcript is spliced from 7 exons. The coding region runs from base 1 to 2403 and encodes 800 amino acids. Lineage: Eukaryota; Fungi; Ascomycota; Eurotiomycetes; Eurotiales; Aspergillaceae. Gene Ontology annotation, molecular function: pseudouridylate synthase activity.